GAAGAAGAAGAAGGAGAAGGAGAAGGAGGGAAAAAAAAUAACUUGAGCGACUCCAGAAGUGAUUGGAGGACAGGAAAGCCUCGACCCUCCCCGCCUGCACCUGACGGGUGGGUAUUUAGUUUACUGCACUUUUCAAGCGGUCUGUGCGCUACAGAAUUUCCCUGCAUGGGGUGAAGCCGAGGAGGCGAUGUUGCAGAGAGGACCAACGUGCUGCUAGCCCAGUGAAAGUCUCUCGGUCUGCUCUGGAAAAGCCCGGGACCGUUAUCCUGCCCAGGAAAAGGCAACUUCAGGAAAAGGGGCAAGCAAGGCAACUCCCCAAGCCCGCCAGCGUUUCAAAAUGCCGCGCUCUUUCUUGGUCAAGAAACAUUUCAACUCUUCCAAAAAGCCCAAUUACAGUGAACUGGACACUCAUACAGUGAUAAUUUCCCCGUAUCUUUAUGAAAGUUACCCAAUGCCGAUCAUUCCACAGCCGGAGAUCCUGAGCUCUGUGGCUUAUAACCCCAUCACCAUGUGGACUACAACAGGGCUGCUGCCUUCUCCCUUACCCAGUGACCUCUCGCCUCUCCCUGGAUAUCCUUCAUCUUUGGGAAGAGUCAGUCCGCCUCCUCAUUCUGACACUUCAUCCAAGGAUCAUAGUGGUUCUGAGAGCCCAAUUAGUGAUGAAGAAGAGCGGAUCCAAUCCAAGCUUUCAGAUCCCCAUGCAAUUGAAGCAGAAAAAUUCCAAUGCAGCUUAUGCAACAAGACCUAUUCAACUUUUUCUGGACUGGCCAAGCAUAAGCAGUUGCACUGUGAUGCCCAGUCUAGGAAAUCUUUCAGCUGUAAAUACUGUGACAAGGAAUAUGUGAGCCUCGGAGCUCUUAAGAUGCACAUCCGGACCCACACACUACCUUGUGUUUGUAAGAUCUGUGGCAAGGCUUUCUCAAGACCCUGGUUACUUCAAGGACAUAUCAGAACUCAUACUGGAGAGAAGCCCUUUUCAUGCCCUCAUUGCAACAGAGCAUUUGCAGACAGGUCAAACUUGAGGGCUCAUCUGCAGACCCAUUCGGAUGUGAAGAAAUAUCAGUGCAAAAAUUGUUCCAAAACUUUUUCCCGGAUGUCUCUUCUGCACAAACAUGAGGAAUCUGGCUGCUGUGUAGCUCACUGAGUUUACCUGGGUUCUGUGCAUUUCUCUACUCCUUUCCAACAAGAUAAGAAGAACCUUUUCUGCCAUGCACCACCCCCACGCAAGGUGUUCUUAUCUUCUUCUUCUCAAUUCAGCAACUCCCUAAAACGUGCAAAAAAAUAAAAAAAAAUAAUUCAAUUAACUUAAGUGUGACAUUUAUGUGAUAUGAAGAAGGAAGUGAAAGCAUGAAAUGUACGGGAUAAACCAAAUGCCUUUUGGACCUCUUUUUUCUGAGAAAGCAUUGCACAGUUAACCAUUUGCAUUCCAGCCAUAAACAAUCACCCAGACUAUAUUCUUUUGUGAUGAAACAAUCAAAUAUAAAAGGGGUUGCCAGAUACCAAAUACCACAGGUGCUUUUAGAGUCUUCCAUAUCAAGUUAAUAAAUGUCCAAUAGGACAAGUUGAUGGUGUGUGAUAGAAUAGCAUACUUCUUGAUCAGGGUCCUGACGUGUCUUAAUAUUACAUCACUCAAAGAGGAAGUAAAGAAUGUAUGUCCAGUUAUUUGCCUUGUCUUAACAGUAUGUGCCUUUGUAAAUCUGUCACUACAAACAUUCCAGGUGCAUGCUUGAUACAUGCUUCCUUU
Molecule: messenger RNA, 1744 nt
Organism: Pogona vitticeps (central bearded dragon)
Lineage: Eukaryota; Metazoa; Chordata; Lepidosauria; Squamata; Agamidae
Gene: SNAI2
Product: snail family transcriptional repressor 2
Biological process (GO): regulation of DNA-templated transcription
Molecular function (GO): DNA-binding transcription factor activity, RNA polymerase II-specific; RNA polymerase II cis-regulatory region sequence-specific DNA binding
Source: RefSeq, a predicted model, not a curated record